AAAUAAUAAGUAUUGGCAUGAAUGUUCUGAUCUCAAUUAAUAUGACAACUAACCUUUCCCUUGAACGUAUACGGCCGUUCAGGUGGCCGAAAAUUCUGCGUGAUAUUUGGAAAGAAAAAUGGAAUUCAUAAAGCACCGAUCUGCAAAGAUUUCAACCAAGUUGAAUUUUACGGAACUUCUUCAGCUCAGCUGAGCAUAGGAUCGUGCUUCCGUGUCCAGCUCUGCUGGUUUUGAAACCGCGGCAUGUCAGCUCCUCCUGCACCUGGGAGCUUGAACGCUUCCGAGGUCAAUAUUUUUGGUCUACAUCAGUAUGAUGGAGCCACCGCAUUCUUCACAGGCGACUUCCUCUUGCCGCAGGCUGCCGGCUGGGCCAUUGUCCUGUGCUUCGGGGCGUUGUUUGCACUUCUUGCAAUCCUGCUGGUCUGGGUGGAUGUCACAUACUCUGGAGCGGUCUACAAUUCUGAACAAUUCAAUACAGCAGGCAGGAGCAUAGGGACCGGGCUGCUGGCUGUGGACAUCGUCAGCCACUGGACUUGGGCCUCCAUCCUCCUGCAGAGUGUCACCUACGGUUUUUUCUAUGGCGCCACAGGCUCCUACUGGAUUGUGUCUGGGGCGAUGUGCGUGUGGCUGUUUGCUGUGGUGGCUCUUGAGCUCAAGUACAGAGCGCCGCACGCGCACACCAUGCUGGAAAUAGUGGAGGUCAAGUGGGGCAAGGCGUCGCAUGUGGUGUUCUUUGUGUUUGCGGUGGUCACCAAUCUGCUGGUGUCAACCUCCAUGCUGCAAGGCUGCGUCGCCGUGGUGAACGCUCUCACAGGAGUCAACUCUUAUGCGAUGGCGUUCAUAAUUCCGAUCACAACGAUGGUCUACGCGGCAGUGGGGGGCCUGAAAGCCACCUUCACAACGUCCUACAUGCACACGGUCAUCAUCUUUGUGGUCUGCGUGUUCUUCAUGUUCCAAGUCUACGUGCCAAACAACUUCUUUGGAGGCAUCGACGACGUGCAUGACAGGCUCGUGCAGAUGGCUUCAUACUUCCCAGUGGCCGACCAGAAGGAUGGCAGCUACCUCACCAUUACCUCUGACUCCGGCAUCCAGUUCAUGUUCAUCUUCUUCCUCAGCGGCCUCUCUCAAAUGCUGGUGGACCAGUCUUACUGGCAGAGCGCCAUCGCUGCAAAGCCGACUGCAGCUGCCAAGGGCUACUUCCUGGCAUCGUUUCUGUUUCUGGCCAUUGUCUUCUCACUGCCAAUCUGCCUCGGACUGGGAGCUCUGGCUCUCAACCUGCCGCUGAGCGUGGGAGAGGCGCUGUCAGGCCUUGUCAUGCCGGCCUCGGCCUAUGUGCUGAUCGGGCCGGCAGGCGCGGUGCUAGUAGUCAUCAUCUGCUUCAUGGCUGUGACUUCCAGUGGCGCUUCAGAGAUGGUCGCCAUCAGCUCUCUGUUCACUUUCGAUGCGCUGGGCCCGAGGCUGAUCCUGGUGUCACGGUUGGGCGUUGUGGUGUGGUCCAUCAUCAUGGGCAUAGCCCUCACAGUCGUUCAGGUUGCCAACAUCAACAUAGUGCUGCUGAUCAACAGCAUUGGAGUUUUCAGCGGUGGAGCGGUUCCCCCGCUCCUGUUUGUGCUGGUGUGGCGCGGCUGCACCGGCCCGGCCGCCACCACCGGUGCUGUGGUGGGCAGCGCGUGCGGCAUAGCAUCGUGGCUGGCAUAUGCAAAGAUCGGCUUUGGGGAAAUUACAGUGGACACUACAGGCUUGAACAUGCCUCUGCUCACCGGCAACGUGGUGUCCCUUGGACUGUCUCUGUUGAUUACUGUUGUGGGGAGCCUGGCGUUCCCGGACAAGACCCCCUUCAACUGGGAGGAGCUCAACAAGAAGAUCACCAAGACAGAGGACACGGUGACUCGCCCCGGCGCGAUCGACCCAUCAGUCAUCGAAGUGGAAGAGGACCGAGAAACCAUCGGCCGCUACCGGCGACACAUCUGGAUCGCAACCAUCGCCGGCUACCUCGCAGUCUUCAUUCUGUGGCCUUGCCUGAUGGCGCCGGCCGGGGGAACCUGGAGCAUCGGAUACUUUAGGUUCUAUGUUGUGCUGGCGUUCAUCUUCAUCAUUGUGGCGAGUCUGAUUGGCAUCUUCCUGCCUCUGUGGGAAGCCCGCGGCCUCUUCCUCAAGGUGCUGACGGGCUCCAAGUUCAAGGACUUGCUGGAAAAGAGCUUCCGUGGAUCAUCCCACGGGAAGAGCAGUGCAGCGACAGCUGAGAAUGCACCAGUCACAAAGCCUUGACUGAGCAAUUCACAUCAAAGCUCCAGUGUUUGACUAUUUUUAUUACAUUUUAGAGGCCUUUUGGGAGCCACCUCAGGCUCAUUGAAGGUCUUUGAAGGACCUUUGAUGAAGGAAUGCCACGCUGCACACUGCAAGCCUUGCAGGCAUAAGGGAGUAAGAGAGGAGGGAGAACGACUGUAAUUUUCUGCUCCCCUUGGCAAAAUCAACAAAUGUCACAAAGAAGUUGGCCCAGCCAAUGAAACAUGAGAAAUUUGGAGAGCUGGGUGUUCUAGUGGGGGAUUAACAUCUGCUGAAGGCUGCAUUAGCCACUCAGCCGUCUUUAAUUGUGUUUUGCGAUGGGUACUUCUCUGGAAUUUCUUCCAGUUAUCGCUCAGCUGUGUGAUUCAAUGCUGCAGGGCAACAUCCAAACACUUCUUCACUUCUCUGUGCUGUCCAUCCUGCCAGUUAGACCUGCUUUUCAUGCUUCAGUGAAGCAGUCGGCGUGUGUAGCCAAAAUUAACCAUGACUCAAGAUUUAUGUGUGUGGUUGCCUCUGCUUCUGCUUGAUUUAGAAGGAUUGCGGCCGUGUUUCAUCAGCAAUUUUGUCAACAGCAUGGCAAGUUGCCAUUGGCAAGGGGGCGCACUUUGUCUCGAAUAACGUUGAUGUUACACUUGGCAUUCUUUGCUCCUAUGAGAACCAGUGAAUGUACCAGUCCUACAUAGUAUGUAAUUUUGUACAUUGAACACUAUUAAGGUGAAUGAAGCUGUCACCACUCCAUUGUACAUACAAGUCAUGUCAGGUAUGACUGCUUUUCAGCUGCAACCCUUUGUUCAUCCACACCACUUCCACAUUCAGCUGUCGUCUGAUAGUCUACAAACAUCACAGUGAGUCAUUUGGAAUUCAUCUUGUCUUGUACUGUCAUGACCGUCCAGUACUGUGCGAACACAAUCGCAGCAGUGAUUGCUCGACGGGCCGUCAGUUAACAGAAGACCCAGAUCUGCACCGCACGCCUUGCAUUGGAUCCAAGAAGGUAUAGUACAUCCUUGCCUUAUAGAAAGGGGACUUUGUAAGAUAAAAAUACACCCCUUUCUCCUAUCUUCUGGCGCUCACUCUGCACCUGCCUUGAUGUCUGCAUUCCUCUAUCUGUAAGGUCAAACAAUCCCACCGUUGAGUGGUCAUACUGCAGCGCUCCAAGAGUUCCAGCUGCGAUCUAUUGCCUCGGUGCCAGAACUGAGACUGAGCAGCCACAUGCCUAGGCCUUGACCCUUGGGUCUUGGCAGAUCAAGGGGAUCUAUGGCUAUGAUGAGCGCUGCAGACCUAUGUCUAACCAUAGAUAUAGACCCCCCUGGGCAGAUUCCCCUCUGGCAGCAGUCUCAUGGGGGCCGCUCAGCCUGUGCACAUGAAACUCACAGAGAACUCAAAAAGAGUACAAGUGGAUUGGGGUUACUUCUACGCCCUCUACUGACUUUCAAUACUCGAUCUAAUUAUGCAAUUUGUUUCUCCUCUGUG
Messenger RNA from Coccomyxa subellipsoidea C-169, 3756 nucleotides. RefSeq lists its product as hypothetical. Gene Ontology annotation, biological process: urea transmembrane transport. Lineage: Eukaryota; Viridiplantae; Chlorophyta; Trebouxiophyceae; Coccomyxaceae. Gene Ontology annotation, cellular component: plasma membrane. The coding region runs from base 244 to 2268 and encodes 674 amino acids. The transcript is spliced from 15 exons. Gene Ontology annotation, molecular function: urea transmembrane transporter activity. The record is from RefSeq and is a predicted model, not a curated record.